Molecule: messenger RNA, 3495 nt
Organism: Tarenaya hassleriana
Lineage: Eukaryota; Viridiplantae; Streptophyta; Magnoliopsida; Brassicales; Cleomaceae
Exons: 6
Coding region: 98-2023 (641 amino acids)
Source: RefSeq, a predicted model, not a curated record
UCUUCCUCGUCCAUUGUUCUCAGAUCCGAUCGAUGCUCGUCGAAUCAAUUGUAUAAUCAGAUCGACAAAUUCUUGAUCUGUGGAAUAUUUGGCGAUCAUGUCAUGCUUAGCGUUAUCUCUGCAACCGUCCGAUGGAUCCGACAUCCUUCUCCAGACCCGGGAGUGGUUUCCGCCGGCUCGAGCCCUAAUCGCUCUCUCGUAUUUUCGCCAGACGCGCCUCGCCUUUGCUGCGUCCAAGCAUCAGCAGCAGAAACAGAACCAGUCCACUUCGGCCUCCUCGUCCGCGACGGAUUCCGACGACGUCACGGCGGCGGAAUUUGUCGGGGAUGAUCCUCUGGCGGCUGCGAGCGGACAGGUGAUUGUCGGUGUGGAGAGCAAGUACCGGGUGGUUUAUCGGCUUGUAAACUCUAUCUAUGUCCUCGGCGUGACCGUGGCGGACCACGACAACUCGAUCAAUGUCUUUGAGUGUAUCCACAUCGUGAAUCAGGCUGUUAGCGUCAUCGUCACCGCAUGUCGCGGCGUGGACGUGACGCGGGAGAAGCUUGCGCGGAAGUAUGCGGAGGUUUACAUGGCGUUGGACAUUGUCUUGCGCGGCGUCAGCAACAUCCGCCUCGCUGCGAUGCUCGGAUCAAUGCACGGAGAUGGGAUCGCGAAGAUGGUCCACUCGGCUUUGGACACGGAGAAUAAGAUCCGUGGAGCCGAGCACUGGACUUCGGUGGAGCAUCACUCGGCGGAGCACCAAUCCGCCAUUGAUGCGUUCUCUAACGUGCGGUUCGAGCUGCCGCCGGAGACCAUCGCUGCCGGAGACGAGUUAGCAGCGAGUUUGGCCCCAGUGGUGCAGGAACUGGAGCAACAGAAGGAAGAGGCGGAGCCUGAGAACAAGGAUCCUUUUGCAGCCAGUGAAGCGAUCAAUAAGGAAGAGGAACUCGUCGGUGGAUUCAAGAAGACCAAGGAUCCGUCUUCUUCCGACCUUACGCUGGCUCUGGCCGGGAUUGAGGUGACAACAUUGCCUCCGGCUGAGGCGACACAGUCCACAACCAUCAGUGUCGAAGGAUUCGAAGGGCAAUACGGUGGUAUUGAGUUCAGUAACGAGCAAGCCACGCUUGAAGAAACUUUCGAAACGCUUAACGAUGCCUGGGGCGGUGGAUUGGACCCAUCCGAGUUCAUGGGUCCAAAGAAGAUACCCAAAAAGGAAGGACUGGGUGGACUUGAGCUGCUGCAUACUAGUGAUCCUAAGGUUGCGGAGGCCAAAGAUGGAUCAGUCGCAGGUAAUAUCGAGAACUUGGUUAAAAGGCCUGAGAUGAAGGGUCCUGAAAUGCACAUCUCAGAGGAAAUAAGAGCUGAGUUUAGAGAAUCCAUGCUUGCUAGAGUAGGAUUAAUGGGUGUGGUUUAUCUGAGGACAAUGCCACCCAAAACUUCGGGUGAUGAUAAAGAAGCCGAGUUCUCAUUUCGUGUCGAGGGUACUGCUGCUGUAAAGAGAUUCGUUAUGCAGAAUUCUCGAGUCAGUAGCCUAGGGGACGGACUGUUUCAUGUAAGAACGGCUCCAUCAGAAGAGCCGAUACCCGUCCUGAAGUAUAGCUUGCUUCCAAGGCUAACCCCUUUGCCUCUGAGAGUCCGAAUGGUAAAACGUCAUAGUGGGACUUUACUCUCUAUGAUGAUACAAUAUGUUUCCAACCCAGAACUAUUGGAGCCUCUUAAGGAUGUCACUUUCAUUCUGAAGCUACCAGUUGAUCCCACAUUGCUGAAGGUUUCACCCAAAGCGAUACUGAACAGAACCGAUAAAGAAUUGAAAUGGCAAAUUCCCGAGAUUCCUCUGAAGGGCACUCCCGGAAGAUUAAGGGCACGAAUGCCCAUUGAUUCGGAAAACGGGGAGGAGGAACCGGAAAUUAUCUGUUAUGUGAAAUUCUUUGCGCAGGGAAGCACUUCCUUGUCGGGUGUCUCUCUACGCCCUGCCACGGAGGGCAAGACGGAUUUCUACGAGGUGGAUCACAGGUACGAAACUGGAAUCUAUAUGUGCAACUGAUACUGCCAUAAAAACUCAUUGUUUAUAAAUCUCUUGUUUUUUUUUUUAGUUUUGGAUUGGCUUGUUGUUUGUUCCUCCCUUGUUUGGGCAAUUAUUUUGAGUUUUCUGUAAGUCUGUGUUGUAUCUUGACUUCAUCAUUCUUCAUACUCUGCCAUCUCUUUUUGUUUCAGUUUGCAUCAGUAGCUUGCAAAUGCCAAUGUUCAUCUUAGGAAAAGUAUGAUCUUUGCUAUAUCAGUAUAUUCUUACCUCUGUUAAUAUACCCAUCCCCCGUAACCUGUAGUUGACUAUGUGGGAGAGUUUGAUCAGCAGUAUACUCUUACCUCUGUUUAUAUAUCUAUGAGCCAUGAGGUCAUUAUUAUUAUUUUAUUCUGCUGAUUUCGAUAAAUGUAGGCGCAUAUAUAUAUAUAUAUCAGCAUAAAUUAGUAUUUUGUAUUCAGUGACGAGAUCAGUUAUGAAUUAAAUAGAAAGAUUUUCGUUACUGGGGAUUAGAACGCCUUUACCCAUGGUCAAUUUUUUUUACUCAAAAAUGGGUUUAAAAGAGGAGAUAUCAUUCGGUCCACAAGAUUUAUAAACUUUGGAAAACUGUAAUGGGCUCGUAACCUGUCGAAGCUCAAUUACGCUUAAUGGGCUCAUAACGAAUCGAGGCCCAUUUACGUCUCAACGUAACCGCCUUUUAUAUCAGUAUCAUCUUGGGAGAGCAUUCUCUCAUGGAAUCCGACGGAGCCCUAAGUUCAGGCCGAGAUCGAUUGUGUCUUGGAUUCUUCCCUGUCCUGGCAGUCUCGUUCAGUGUGAUUUGCUCCGUGGCUAGGGUUUUUGCGCUGUUUGUCGCUGGCGUUGGCUAAAAAAAACUGCAUCUCCGAGAAUACUCUGGCUCCAGGCUCUACUCGUUCCAUUCUCUUCAGUCAAGAUGAUUCUGAUGGAAGUAGAUUUGAGAAGAACAUAAGGAUUUGUGGUUGAAACAUGAAAGCCGGAGGGCUCAUUGAAAAAACACAUGCGAGUUCAUUUGUGUUUAAUUUAGUACAAGGUUUCCUCCUAAAAUCAAGGCAUUGCAGCAUUACUUUUUUCGAUCAGGAGCCCGGCGCAUGUUAAAUUUGGCGAACAACCUUCCUAUUUGAGAAGUUCAAUCUGUCAAGUAUGGAUUGGUGGUGCCAUUGGUCUUAAUGUUUCCCAUAUUUAAAUCUGUCAAGUAGCCGGCUAGCACCAAUGCUCUGCUGUGUCAUAUGGGCUGAUAAUUUCUACUUGCUGUAAAAGUCUUUUUUUUUUUGUGCUAAUUCCCGGUUUCUCGGCUGCGUGGAAGCCUAGCAGAAACCGACCCGAACGUCGUCCUUCAUCAUGGUAUCGGUGAAUGUCGAAAUGCCCCUACCUGAGCUCUACAUAGGUUUGUCUCUCACUUUGUCUUACUGCUUUCUUGCGUCCGUCGGGAUGUGAGGGUGUAAUCCGUCCUUUGUUUUAAGAUGUUUUGUUUCUUUGUA